AAAGAAAAAAAAACUCCUCCUAAAACUCUGUGAAAUUUGUUUAGGGCUGCUUGUAAUCUUCACUCUCUCUCCAUCUGACUGAAAAAGCAACACAGGAAUUAUUGGUAGAAACAAAAGGAGUAUUAAGAGAGAACAUCCAAAACUGUGACUUCCAAGGGCAACUGUUAAAUGUGAAAGUUAAACAAAGUUGUACGUUUCACUACCUAGUGCAGUGUAUCUAGUGUUCUACAAUGGCAGCAUCUGUCUCUGAAUUGUUGCUGACCAUUCUGGAGAAACUGAACAACAAAGAGAUGGAGAGAUUUAACUGGGAGCUGUGCAAUAGCAAUCUGAAAGAUUUUCCUAACAUUUCAAAGGCUCAUCUGGAGAAUGUCACAAGGCAUGCCACUGUGGAUAGGAUGGUGGAGACCUACUGCGAUGAGGGAGCUGUGAACGUCACAAUCAUGAUCCUAAGCAACAUGAACCGUAACAAACUUGCUAUGUCUUUAAAGAGAGAUCUUCCAGAAGAGGAAUCAACACAGAAAAAAAGAAGGGAAGAGGGGAAAUCGGUGAGUGGACGACCUGAGGACGACCUGAGAUCUGACUUAACACGUCUGGAAGAAAAGCUGGAGAAAUGUAUAAAUGCCCGAGAGAGCUACAAUAGCAUGACUCAGCACACCAAGGACCAGGAGGUGGACACAACGAGGAGGAUCAGGGAAGAGUUUGUGAAGCUCCACCAGUUCCUGAGAGAGGAAGAGGAUGCCAGACUGGCUGCUCUGAGGGAGGAGGAGAAAGAAAAGGGAAUGUUAAUUGAGAAAGGCAUGGACAGUAUUGAUGAGCAGAUCUCCUCUCUCACAAAUGCCAUUAAGGCUGUGAAAGAGGACCUGAACAAAGGCAGUGAAAACUUCCUUGUGAAUUACAAGCAGAGAAGAGCCCAACUUGAUCUUCCGGAUCCACAGCUCGUCUCCGGAGCGCUGAUCGACAUCGCCAAACACCUGGGAAACCUGCAGUUCCAAGUCUGGGAGCAGAUGCAGGCGAUAGUCAAACACUCGCCCAUAAUUUUGGACCCCAACACGGCUCCCUCUACUAUGACUUUGUCUGAUGACCUCACCAGCGUGCGACACACAGCCGUAGAGAAGCAGCAUUUUCCGGACAACCCAGAGCGGUUCACGCGGUGGGCAAAGGUCAUUGGCUCCACAGGCUUUAUGAAGGGUUCAGAGCAUAGCUGGGAGGUGGAGGUGGGCGACCAACCUGAGUGGAAUCUAGGCGUGGCUGCAGAGUCCGUCGAUCGGAAGGGAGAAGAUCUUCUUGCGUCACCAGAAUACGGAAUCUGGGCUAUACUGAAAAGGGGGCGCAAGUAUACAAAUGGAGCUGGUAAAACGCUCACUCUGAAGAGGAUACCCCAGAGGAUCAGAGUUCAGCUGAACUACGACAGGGGGGAAGUGGCUUUCUAUGACCCCAAAGACAAUACACACAUCUACACUCAUAAACAUAGGUUUACUGAGACGGUCUACCCAUACAUCUCUGUUUGGAAGAUGAAAGACGCCAUCAACCGUGAUAUACAUAUCUGCCCAUCAGAGGUGUCUGUGACAGUAAAAUCAAAUCAAUGAGGUAUGUGCGAGUGUUCGUGGGUGUAUCGAUCCAAUCUUCUCUGACAGGCUUAUACGACUUUUCUGUAAACCAUCCCAAACUAUUAUUGUUCUGUAUAAGAUGUCUGCCCUGUUACAUUUCAAAUAUUGUUGUAGUUUAAUAAUUGUGCACGUUUCAUGUCCAAAUCAUCCUAAAGUGUCUGAAAUUCCUAAUGUAGAUCAAUUAAGUUAUACUUUAAGAUGCUAAUAUACGGGAUAUAUAAUUGGUGUUGGGUGACAAAUGCUAAAAAGUUAGCAUUUGGAGACAGUGGCCAGCGAAACUAAACCAAAUCAGGAUUGCUGUCUGACGUUGUCUGUAGACUGCUUAAAAGAUAAGGGAAUCUAUCAUUAGUUUCAACUCUCCCUUUAAAGGGGAAGUCCACAGCUGAAACAAUAACAAAGCAGUCUCCCUGGAGAAAUUUAACCACUCAAUAGACAGAGCUACGGAUGCAAGGACAGAUCAUCCAAGAUAACAAAACAUUGGCAGACUUCUAUAUUCGUGAUAUAUAUACAUGUUGAUUCUUGAAGAAUAUAACGUAUAAAUGCCAUGAGCUUAGAUAAACUGUCGUACCCAAUCAGAACCCAUAUAAAAGCUUAUAUUUUGGGUUCUGAUGGGGUACGACAGUUCAACUAAAAGUUCAUGGCAUUUAUAAGUUAUAUUCUUCAAGAAUCAACAGGUAAAUAUCCCUUACAAUAUAAUUCCAAAUUUGAUGUAGCAACUGCAACUUUUAAGUUUAUUAGGUAUAUGUUGAUAGUUCAACACUUUGUUUUAGUAAACCACAAGAUCUGUGUGCCAUGUCUACUUGUACCUUUUGCUAAACAUUUACUUUGACUUCCAGCACCUGUUGAAAGUUACUGGAUGUGCCUGUCAUCGUUUUUCCCCCCCCAAAUGUUCCAAUCUGCUGUGCUGAACUUUCUGUAUGAGAUGUAAGGGGUUUACAUACAUGUUUAUAUAUUUGCCUUCUUUAAAGUGGAACCACGUGUUUCUGCAGUCAGACAGAAUGACAUGGCUGCAAAAAGAAAGUGUCAUUUUGACAAGACUACGGUCGAAAUGUGUCGUCUUUUUGAAUAAACUAGCACCAUGGAUUCAUAAA
Messenger RNA from Oncorhynchus mykiss (rainbow trout), 2698 nucleotides. Its product is annotated as E3 ubiquitin-protein ligase TRIM35. Gene Ontology annotation, molecular function: protein binding. The record is from RefSeq and is a predicted model, not a curated record. Lineage: Eukaryota; Metazoa; Chordata; Actinopteri; Salmoniformes; Salmonidae.